AUGAAGGCAGAAACUCCUACAACAGCCAUCGCGGUGUUGUUCCUGCUUUUCCAGUGCACCCAUGCGUUCUUGGAGGGAGAUCCCUCUUCCCUCCAGAAUCGUCCACCACAACGCCGUGGAUAUCAUCCCAACACAAUCCGACCUGCUACGGUCCUGUCGCACAAUGAUCCCCUCAAGCCCAGAAAUGGAGCAUCCGUGCAAAACAAUGUUGGAAAAGUUAGUCCCGAUUCCAUCGACAGUUUCGCCAACGACAUGACAACAGUACUCAAGAAACUUCGGCAUAGCAAUGAUGAUCCAGAAGUCCCAGCCCUUUUGCGACAACAACAACUUUCCGUCACAAAUCCUUGGACGUUGGACGAUUGGAUCCAACAUUCCACGCGGUGGCGAUUCCUUCACUACGCACAAUCUCUUCCCACUUCUCGACUCUUGCGACGAGUCGCACCCCAGUUUGCCGUUUUCAUCGUCUGGACUAUCUUUGCCGUAUUUAUCUCCCCAAGGGGAGUCAUUCAUCAGGCAGUGGUGCCACUCACGCCGCUGUCAUUGGUGUCCACCUUUGUGGGGGCUCUCUUGACAAUGCGAAGCAAUACCGGGCUGAGUCGAUUGUCGGAAGGACGGGAAGCUUGGGGGCGGGUCGUCUUUCGAACUCGUGAUCUUAGUCAGCUCAUUGCCACCAAGAUAUAUCCCAAGGAUCCACAGUUGGCAAUAUUGAUGGCACGACAUGUCUCCGUCUUUGGCUGGGUACUCAAGGCCCAUCUUCGAGGGACAGAGAAAGAUGUGGCAGAUAUUGUUCGCACCAUGCUGCCUCCUGUAGAUGCAGAGUACAUUCUCCGGCAACGAAAACUGCCCACUGGUAUUCUGCUCAAACUUCGUCAGGCAUGCCAACACUUGGCGUCCCAGGGAAAAUUGACCAUGGCAGAAGAAAUGGCCUUGGAUCGGAGCGUGGAAGAACUGGACCAUGCCCUCAUGACGACACAACGUAUCACUGCCUCCCCCAUUCCUCCACUCUACACCAGUCACACCUCUCGACUAUUGAUGUUUUAUUUGGGAUUCUUGCCACUGGCACUUCACGGGAGUUCCCUCACUGGUUUCGUGACGUUCAUCGUUUCGGCAGUGGUGGGAUAUACCAUGUUGGGACUGGACGAGAUAUCUCACCUCCUGGAGCUGCCAUUUCGUCUCAUGCCCUUGCUACAGUUGUCCAAGUUUUCCAUGCAAGAUGUUGGAGACUCGUUGGUGUGUCCUCCAGCUCCCCUGGGCGAGAGCCUGUCUCAGCUAGCAGACACGCCCACAAAAAUUGAAAAAGGAAGCCAGGAUCAUCCACCUCCCGGCUAUUGGUGA
This is a messenger RNA of Seminavis robusta, 1335 nucleotides long. The record is from the annotation of a GenBank genome assembly. NCBI's taxonomy places the organism in Eukaryota, Bacillariophyta, Bacillariophyceae, Naviculales, Naviculaceae.